Messenger RNA from Colletotrichum chrysophilum, 1311 nucleotides. RefSeq lists its product as uncharacterized. The coding region runs from base 1 to 1311 and encodes 436 amino acids. Gene Ontology annotation, biological process: carbohydrate metabolic process. The record is from RefSeq and is a predicted model, not a curated record. The transcript is spliced from 3 exons. NCBI's taxonomy places the organism in Eukaryota, Fungi, Ascomycota, Sordariomycetes, Glomerellales, Glomerellaceae. Gene Ontology annotation, molecular function: polygalacturonase activity.
AUGGUCGCUCCCACACUCCUCGGUGGCCUCGUCGCUGCCGCCGCGCUGGUUCCCCUCACCCAGGCCGCGCGCCCAGACAUCAAGGCCGCGCCGUUCCAUCCCGGCCGCGCUUUCCCGUCCUCGGCUCCGAGGACCAAGACCUGCGCCGUCAAGCCUCUCGGCAACGGCACCGAUGACAGCGGCAACAUCCUCAAGGCGUUCAAGGACUGCAAUAACGGCGGCACCGUCGUUCUGGACCAGACUUACAACAUCUGCAACCCUCUGGAUCUCACCUUCCUGAACGCCGUCGAUGUCGCUCUGACGGGCACCGUCGGUUUCUGCGACGACAUCGAGCACUGGCUGCCGCGUACCUUCAAGUACAACUUCCAAGGCUCAUCGGCCAUGUGGGUGUUUGGCGGCAAGGAUGUUCACAUCUACGGCAACGGCGUUGGUACCCUCCAAGGAAACGGCCAGAAGUGGUACGACCGAUUCGCGUCGAACGCCACCCUCGAGAGACCCAUCAUGUUUGUCACUGAUGGCCUGAACGGCGGCUCUUUCACCGGCAUCAACAUGGUCAACUCCCCCAUGUGGUUCAACCUCAUCGCCAACAGCACAGACUUCCUCAUUUCAGACAUUGACAUCAAGGUCGGCUCGACCUCGUCCAACCCCGCCAAGAACACGGACGGCUGGGACACCUACCGCUCCGACGGCAUCGUCAUCCAGAACUCCAACAUCAACAACGGCGACGACUGCGUCUCCUUCAAGCCCAACUCCACCAACAUCGUCAUCCAGGGCCUCGUCUGCAACGGCUCCCACGGCAUCUCCGUCGGCUCCCUCGGCCAGUACGUCGGCACCUACGACAUCGUCGAGAACCUCUACGUCUACAACACCACCAUGUCCAACGCGUCCGACGGCGCCCGCAUCAAGGUCUGGCCCGGCAUUGACACCCCCUUCCAGCCCUCCCUCUCCGGCGGCGGCGGCUCCGGAUACGUCAAGAACGUCACCUACGACACCUUCCACCACUCCAACAACGACAACGCCAUCACCAUUGACCAGUGCUACGGCCAGAAGAACCAGACGCUCUGCAACCAGUACCCCUCCAACAUGACCAUCAGCGACAUCUACUUCAAGAACAUGGACGGCACCGCCUCCAGCAAGUACGACCCCCGCGUCGGCACCCUCGUCUGCAGCAGCAAGGAGAAGUGCCUCAACAUCAACGCCGAGAGCAUCGACGUCAAGACGCCCAGCGGCAAGACUGCCCAGUGGCUGUGCACCAACCUGGACACCGGUCUGCUCGACAUCAACUGCGUCACCGCCGUCACCAAGUCCUAA